Helicoverpa armigera (cotton bollworm) is the source of this 999-nucleotide messenger RNA. RefSeq lists its product as uncharacterized. Gene Ontology annotation, biological process: sensory perception of taste. The record is from RefSeq and is a predicted model, not a curated record. The transcript has 3 exons. Lineage: Eukaryota; Metazoa; Arthropoda; Insecta; Lepidoptera; Noctuidae. Gene Ontology annotation, cellular component: membrane. Bases 22 to 408 code for a protein of 128 amino acids.
ACUACGUUUUUGCUAUUCCAGAUGUUAACAACUGUAAUAAUAUUUAUAGUUCAGGUGUUGAACCAUUUAAGUGUAUUCAUCAGCAGGUUUUCGGAAUUUAAUCAUAGUGUGAUUAUAUUGGAAGUGCCACUGAAGAUCAUAAUAUCGUUAUCGCCCGCGCUGCUAGCAGAGAUGGUGAACAGUGAAAUAGACAAAAUGAAACUGUGCAUAAUAAAGCAGUUGCUUGUGGUUCGAGGAGAAAACACUCGUGACGCUAUUGAAGACAGCAUGAUGUACUUCCAUCACAAUCCUUUCAAGUACACAAUAUGGCGACUGUUCACGUUAGACAUGACGCUGAUACUGAGCACCAUCGGUCUCCUCACCACCUAUACAGUGGCUAUAGUGCAGUUCACGCAUUUCUUGGAUUAAUCAUUACGUUCUAUUAUAAACCUAAACAAAUCAAAGUUUGUUAAAAAUAUUAUUCAUAGCAACUUUGAGGAGCACCGUGUUAUUAAGAAAAAUGUGGUUAUUAUUAUAAACGCAUAUUAUGUCUUGUAGGUAAGAAAACACAUUAUGUUAUAGUCUGUAGUUAACUGUAUCCUCUUGAUUGUCGCGAGUUCUGUGUCAUACAUCUGAAUUCAUUAUUUUAUUUAUUAACGUCUUACGAUGAAUGUAUUUACUGAGUUCAUAAAAGGUUCAGAUCAAAAAUGUAAUUUACGUACCUAAUGGGUAAUUUACGAUGUAUAUUAUCAGUAAAAUUAUCACUAAGCAUCAAAACUGAACAAAAGACCUUAUCGCGAAAUAAGUAGGUAGGUAUAGUCUAAAUAUAAGCUUCAUCAUUCAUGUAGGUUUAUAUUUUGUGUUUUUCUGCACGAUAUAGAAAUGUUCAUUUAAGUAAAUUACAUUAAGUUCACAACUUGCGAGAAUUACUUUUAGAAAAUUCAAGGAAGUCUCAAUUUUCCUUUAGAUGUAAAAUUUUAAAACAAUAUAUGUAUUUUCUAAGUUAAUCGAAAUGUAAUA